GCCGCUUUCGGUUUCCAUCUGACUCGCCCCGUUUCCUGGCUCGGCUCGGAGCCGCCCGGCAAAAGGGGCGUUGGAGGGAGACCGAGCGGACCCCGCGCCCCGGGCAGGCCGCCCCCCCAGCGCGAUGGAGAUCCCCAUGCCGGCCCCCAUCUGCCUGAUCGAGAACAGCCCGGAGGGGGAGCUGCGGGUGCAGCAGGAGGCGCUGCAGGUGCUGGCGGAGAUCUCCCAGCCAGUGGUGGUGGUGGCCAUCGCCGGGCUGUACCGCACUGGCAAGUCCUACCUCAUGAACAAACUGGCCAGCAAGAGAUCAGGGUUCUCGCUGGGCUCCACCAUCCAGUCGCACACCAAGGGCAUCUGGAUGUGGUGCCUGCCCCACCCCCGCCGGGCCGGCCACACCCUGGUGCUGCUGGACACCGAGGGGCUGGGCGACGUGGAGAAGGGCGACGCGAAGAACGACACGUGGAUCUUCGCGCUGGCCGUGCUUCUCAGCAGCACCCUGGUCUAUAACAGCAUGGGCACCAUCAACCAGCAGGCCAUGGACCAGCUGCACUACGUGACAGAGCUGACGGAGCGCAUCAAGGUGAAGGCGGCGGGCAGGGGCAGCCGACAGGAGGGGGAGGAUUCGGCCGAGUUUGUGCGGUUCUUCCCGGCCUUCGUGUGGGCCGUGCGGGAUUUCACGCUGCAGCUGGAGCUGGACGGGCGGAAGAUCACCGAGGACGAGUACCUGGAGAAUGGCCUGAAACUAAAGCCAGGCAGCAGCCAGCGAGCCCAGCUCUUCAACCUGCCCCGCGAGUGCAUCCGCCAGUUCUUCCCAGCCCGGAAAUGCUUCGUCUUCAUCCAGCCGGCCGGCAGGAGGGACCUGGCCCGGCUGGAGGAGCUGCGGGAGGACGAGCUGGAGCCUGAGUUCCGGGAGCAGGUGGCCCAGUUCUGCCGCCACGUCUGGGAGAUGUCGAAGCCCAAGACCAUCCCGGGUGGCCACGUGGUGACCGGGGCCAUGCUGGGGAACCUGGCGGUGACCUACGUGGACGCCAUCCGCAGCGGGGUGGUGCCCUGCAUGGAGAACGCGGUGCUGGCCCUGGCGCAGAUCGAGAACUCGGCGGCGGUGGGGGAGGCCGUGGCUGUCUACGAGGAGCAGCUGGGGCGGCGGGUGGCGCUGCCCACGGAGAGCGUGCAGGAGCUGCUGGAGCUGCAUGCCCAGUGCGAGCGGGAGGCGCUGCGGGCGUUCAUGGCGCGCACCUUCAAGGAUGACGACCGCCGCUUCCAAGGGGAGCUCAUGCGCCGCUUGGAGGAGCAGAAGCAGGAGCUCUGCUGGCGCAAUGAGGUGGCGUCCUCUGACCGCUGCAAGGCCGCCCUGCUGGAGCUGUCGGACGAGCUGGAUGACCGGAUCGGUGAGGGGGUCUACUCAGUGCCCGGGGGCUACCAGCGCUUCCUGGACGACCGGCAGCACAUGGUGGAGAGAUACCGGCAGGUGCCGGGGAAGGGGGUAAAGGCCGACGCGGUGCUGCAGGAGUUCCUCCAGUCCAAGGAGGCUGUGGCCCAGUCCAUCCUGCAGACGGACGAGGCCCUGACGGAGAAGGAGAAGGAGAUGGCAGCCGAGCGAGCCCGGGCCGAGGCGGCCGAGCGGGAGCAGCAGGUCCUGAAGCAGAAGGAGGCUGAGUUGCAGCAGAAGCUGGAGGACCAGGACCGCAGCUACCAGGAGAACCUGCGGCAGCUGGAGACGAAGCUGGAGGACGAGCGGAAGAAGCUGCUGGAGGAGCAGGGCAAGAUGAUGGAUCAGAAACUGAAGGAGCAGGAGGCCCUGCUGAAGGAGGGGUUCCGGGAGGAGGCCGGACGCCUGGAGAACCAGAUCCGGCACCUGCAGCAGCAGAAUGAGGAGAUCCGGAAGCCGUCGUGGAUCCAAUCAGCGCUGGGGGUGCUGACCGACGUGGCCACUCUCAUGCUACCUGGCAUUGUCGGCAAGGUCGCCAGGGUCGCCACCAACAUCUUCCGGCGCCUGUUCUGAUGGGGUCCCCGGCCGCCCACUCGCCUCUGUACCCCAGCGCCCGUUCACCUGCGGAACCCCCCGCCACAGGACACUCCUCCAGAGAGCAGCUUUAACGUCCAGCAAAGGCUCCCAACUUCCUGGCUGGGGCUGGACCCCCACUGGCGGGGUCAGGAAGGAAAAUCUCCCCCACAAGGCCGUAUAGGGAGGGAGACGUGCUACCUCAAGGUGCACAGGUGCUGUUGGAGAGGGAUCCCGGGAUGCAUGGGCCCAUUGGCCUGAGCUGUGGGCACGACCCAGGUGAAGUGGCCACCAGAACGUCACCCCCGGGGGGAGUGAAAUGCUGCCCACACCUGGAGCUGAGGCAGCCUUCUGCCCCGGGUACCUCCCCAGCCCCAGGCCGAGGGGUGGGAGCUGGUGUGGGGGGAGGGUGCCUCUCGCCUUGCCUCGUAGCUGGUUGGCUUUAAACUCUGCAGUUAAAUAAAUGUCCCCACGAACCUCCCUU
Messenger RNA from Malaclemys terrapin pileata, 2486 nucleotides. Its product is annotated as guanylate-binding protein 1-like. The record is from RefSeq and is a predicted model, not a curated record. Lineage: Eukaryota; Metazoa; Chordata; Testudines; Emydidae. The transcript is spliced from 11 exons. The coding region runs from base 125 to 2002 and encodes 625 amino acids. Gene Ontology annotation, molecular function: GTP binding; GTPase activity.